Messenger RNA from Fusarium fujikuroi IMI 58289, 3858 nucleotides. Its product is annotated as related to vegetatible incompatibility protein HET-E-1. Gene Ontology annotation, molecular function: protein binding. The transcript has 2 exons. The record is from RefSeq and is a predicted model, not a curated record. NCBI's taxonomy places the organism in Eukaryota, Fungi, Ascomycota, Sordariomycetes, Hypocreales, Nectriaceae. Bases 1 to 3858 code for a protein of 1285 amino acids.
AUGGAGAAUCCAACUGCCAGCACUGUGCAAUCUCUGAAUGCAUCUGGAUCUUCCAGAGUACACGUCGGCAAUAGCUACAACAUAACUCAUAAUCAUGGCAGAGGAUCCGAGGACGACGGAGCGAAGAAAUACCUGGACGCACUGCGCUCGACCGAUCCUCGUGAUGACAAAGCUAGGAUCGAACAGACGAAUGGCGGUUUGUUGAAGGAUUCGUACGUGUGGAUUCUUGAAAGCCCUGAGUUCAUUACUUGGCGCGACGAAAGGAAGACUGGUCGGCUUUUGUGGAUUAGAGGAGACCCGGGCAAAGGAAAGACAAUGCUCUUGUGUGGUCUCGUCAAUGAGCUGCAGCCUUUGACGAGGCUGGAUGGCUCGGAUAACAACAAGACAAUAUCCUAUUUCUUCUGUCAAGCUACAAAUUCCGGUCUGAACAACUAUGCAGCAAUCUUGAAAGGUCUCAUCUACCUGCUGGUCAUUCAACACCCCACUGCUGUGUAUCAUCUAUUCGACAAGAAAGACGAAGACCACUGGAACUAUAAGAUAUCCCUCGAGGGUAUUUUCCGCAAAAUCUUGGACGAUCCAAGUCUUGGUGAGAUAUACUUGCUUGUAGAUGCCCUGGAUGAGUGCGUCGAAGACCUUCCCCUUCUCCUGGCACUGAUAUCGAGUACUUCCUCACGCGCGAAGUGGAUUGCCACCAGCCGUAACCGCUGCGAAAUUGAAGAGCUUUUUGGAGAAACAUCAGCAAAACUAGCGCUGUCUUUGGAACUCCACGAAGAAUCUGUUUCUCAAGCUGUCAAUACUUACAUAAACUACCGAACUCGUCAUUUAGCUAAGAGGAAGAAACUCAAGAAGAGCACAUUACAGCAAGUCCAUGAUUACCUGUCUCAGCACGCCCAUGGUACCUUUCUCUGGGUGGCCUUGGUAUGCCAACGACUGGAGAGAUGCCGAAGUUGGGAAAUUCCCAACCAAUUAUCACAAUUUCCCCAGGGCCUCAACGAGCUCUAUGCGAAGAUGAUACAUCAAAUUCACAAGUCUGAGAACGGCGACCUCUACAUUAGAAUCCUUGCCAUCGCGUCAACGGUCUUCCGUCCCCUUACCUUUUCAGAGCUCAUAGCUAUAGAGAACCUGAACGUGGAUGAGGAGACACUUCCUGAUCUCAUAGUGGAAUGCGGUUCAUUUCUGACGACAAAAAGCAACAUUGUUGUCUUCGUCCAUAAUUCUGCGAAAGACUUUCUGCUCAAAGAGACAAGCACAUUACUCUUUCAAUCUGGACUUGCGCAUCACCAAUACGACCUCUUUCAAAGGUGUAUCGCUAUGAUGCAAAGCCUCCGUCGGGAUAUCUAUGGCUUGGUCUACCCAGGAGUCUCAUUGGAUGCAGCUCUACGGAAUUGUCCCGAUCCGGAUCCAUUGGACAACAUGGAAUACCCAUGUGUUUUCUGGGCUGACCAUAUGCAAGAGGCGAGCAAGCUCUCCAUUCUGGACGAGUCAAACAUCAAUAUCACUGGUACUGGCACUGUAAAUAAGUUUAUUAGUGAGAAGUUCUUGUUCUGGUUAGAGGCGCUCGCUUUAUGUCAGAACCUACCAGCGGGACUGAAAGCUCUAGAAAUUUUAAGGAACUUAGCAGAUCAUGGGCAGGCAAGCUACAAGGCCCUGAUUGAGGAUGCCCUCAGGUUCGCACACUACUUCUGUUCUAUAAUUGAACGAUAUCCACUCCAAAUUUACGCCUCUGGCUUGCUCUACAGCCCGAAGAAUAGCCUUAUCCGCAGUCGAUUCAAACAGUACACUUGGGAAAUAUUCACCGAGGGCCCAAAAGUCGACAAGGAGUGGAGCCCAAUCCGGAGACUUUUUGAACACGAUGAUUGUCUUCAUAUUAUCAGUAUGAGCUUCGCGCCCACAAGUCAAAUGCUAGUUACAACCACAUUUUCAGAAUUGCUCAGAUGGAACGUCAGCCAAGAGCCUGUACCUGACAUCAUGAAAAAAGAUCUUAGCCAUGACACUGCUGCAUCGUCAGACGGUAAAUGGUCAGCAAUUCUCGCUUCCGAGUGCGAGAUUCAAGUUCACGACUUGAAUUUGAAGAGGGUCGCCUGGCGUCUAGAGCUUGACAGCUCUGACUGGCUAGACAUGGUGAUCUCACCCGACAACCAGUCCCUGCUAAUGUGUUAUCGAUCAAUGUUAGUGAUCUAUGACAUUAGCGGUGGAAUUCGUCGAUGGUUUCUUCUCGGCAAUGAAUUCCCUUAUUUGUCUUUUGGGAACCCGCUUUUUUUCUCCUUCUCAUCAAAUGGUUGCUGGGUAGCGGUUCACAUGCGCGGCAGCACCCAAAUUGGUGUCCUGAAUUUAGGAACAGGCGAACAGAACAAGAAUCCUAAUUGGGCGGACAUCGGGACUAUACAUGACACGGAGUUCAUCCCCAAUACAUACCUACUCAUGUUUUGUGACAGUGGAAAUAACAUCUACCUUUGGAAUGUUAUGGAGAAAAAGUGUAAAAAGUGGAUUCACACUGAGUACUCUUUUCAUCUUUUGGCUGUCUCACACUCUGGUUCUUGGCUGCUUCUCGGUGGGAGAAAUGGACUUGCCAUAUGCGAUCGUGCUAAUCGCCGUGUACGGCGGAUAAUUGGCUUGCCGCGAAACUUGUAUGCGGAAGCAAUUGCGAUUUCAUUCGAUGAUCAAUUAGUUGCAUGCGGCAACGAGAACGGUUUAUGGAUCUUGGAUGCUAAUACCCUCCUGGCUGAUACGUCACGUACAACAAGAGAUGCUCACGAGGAGGUCUACAUCUCUGAUAACGGACAGUUGAUAGCUUACGAUCUCGGCCGCAGUAUUGAAGUAUGGGACGCAUCGACUAGCGACAUGAUAUGUUCCUUACCCGCAGCUGAAGUCACUCAUCAAAGUACGAAGACUAUCAAAUUUUCACCAAAGGAUCACUACCUGCUAGUCGUCAACUUGGAAUUGAUCCUUGGGUGGGAUUUAACCAGGGAGAGCUGGCAGAGACUCUCGGGUGACUUCCAUAGUGAAAUUACUGCAGUCUCUGACAAAAGACAGAAUGGCGAUCGGUGGGUAGCAGCUCGUUGGUCUAUGGGCGGCAUUUCUGUAUGGAAUCUCACGACAGGGAAACGGACGCGGAAUUUCAGACAGCCCGACAAUCAAUCACUAAAGGCUGCCUCGAUAGCUUUUACCGGUAAUAAAUUGGGAAUACUGUGGUGCCCUGAUAACGAAUUAUCGGGUAAUGAGGCAUUCCACUUGUACAAUGUUGAAAACGGCGAAGUGCUUUCUCGGAUCGAACUUCCUUACUGUCGGGCUCUUCAGACCCCUAACAAGGUCCCAGAACCAAGGCUUAAAUUGUCUUUGAGUGGAUCCUUCGCCAUGAUGCGAUACGGUCUAGGCUCCUUCUCAUUUUUACGGAGCUUGAGCACAAAUAGUGAUGGUAUCCAAGUAUGGCCCUGGGGCAGAAAUGAAAAUGGUCUCAGACAUCAUCACGAUGGGUUCCAUCAUUUCUUUUUUCUCAACGAGUCCACUGUGUCUACUGAUAGUGGAACAUUUUACAUACGUUUCUUUGAGGAGUCGAUUUCAAGUCAACCUUACGAGGUGUAUACUAAGGACAAGGUUGUCAUAAACAGAGAGAGCGGAGAAGACCCACAUCACAUGGCUUUAACUUACGGUGAAUACACCCAAGGUCCUAACGGCGAAUGGAUAAAUUUUCACAACAAGCCGCUAUUAUGGAGACCUGCACAAUACCGAGACGAGAUCAUGGCAAUAGGCCCUGACUAUGUUUUGCUUGAUCCUUCCUAUGGUGUUCAGUUUAUUCGUUUUGCAAAGGAUGCAAAUAAAUUAUUACACCACGCUAUACUCCGUACAGAACUUAUAUAG